GAUUAAGACUGAAAAAGUUUUUAAGCUGUUUGUUUUGUACAGGCUUGUAGGAGGCGAUGGAAAACAGAUCAUAUUUCAGAAAUGAAAUUCUCAGGAUUGAAGGACUGCGGAUCACACAGUACUCCGCUUAUCCAGUGUUUAUUCUUCUUUUCUUGACCUAUCUGUUCAUUAUGGUAUCUAACCUUGGCAUUGUCAUGAUGAUAGUAGUGGAGAAAGCUCUUCACAAACCAAUGUACCUUCUUUUCUGUAACCUCCCUGUGAAUGAUGCACUCAAUGCUACUGUUGUACUGCCUGGUUUACUCAAAGACAUUCUGGCUGAAUCUGACAGGUAUAUCAGCUAUGCCGCUUGUGUAAUUCAAGCCUUUGGGGUUCACACAUUCAAUACGUGUACACACAGUAUAUUAAUAAUCAUGGCUUUUGACAGGUACGUGGCCAUAUGCAACCCGUUAAGAUACAACACAAUAAUGACUAACAAAAUGGUUGUAAGGCUAUCUGUAAUAGCAUGGGUAGCUGCUGCUGUCCCAGUUAUAAUUUUAUUGGCCCUAACUUUAAGGCUCUCUCAUUGUACUUCAACGAUAUUAAAUCCCUACUGUGACAAUCCUUCUCUGUUUAAACUUUCUUGUGACAAUCUGUCUGUAAAUCAGAUCUUUGGGGUAUUUAUCACUGUUGUGGUUUUGAUUAUCUCGAUAUCAUGUAUCAGUCUUACUUAUCUAAAGAUUGCACAUGUUUGUCUAAAAAAUCAAAACAGCACACUGAAGAGCAAGGCUAUAAAAACAUGCAGCACCCAUCUGAUUCUGUAUCUCAUUCACUUUGGAUGUUCCUGUACUGUAAUUAUUUUGCACCGUUUCUCGGCUUAUGAAGAACUUCGAAAUCUGGCCAGUAUCUUAAUUUAUGUCAUUCCUACAAGCCUCAACCCUGUCAUAUAUGGCCUUCAAACCAAAGAAAUAAGACAUUGGAUUGAGCAGAUCUUCCUGAGAAGGAAAGUGAUUCCAGGAUGAGUCCAGAAUAAUUCCUUAAAACGUAUAUGUCUUUGUAUGAAAUGUAAAUGCAGUGUUAUACAAGAAAUGGCAUGUUACCCAAGAAAAAUAUAGACAAUGGAUAAAUUGUGUACAUUGUAGACCACUGCCACCAAUCGAUACAUAAGAGUCAGAAAAUAUUAUCAUGAUUUAUAUUUAAGUCAAAUUAAGUAUUAUCUUGUCUCCAUUAUCUUAUAUCACACCAGAUAUCUAUAUAGUCUAAUCAAUCUUCUUUACAUUUUAUCUUUAAAAUAUUUUUCUCUGUAUCUUUGUCAUGUAAAUCAUAUCCUGCUUUAAACAUUUUUUUUUCUGCAAGACAGAUCUUUAGUUACAUUUUUAAUACACUUUUUCAAAGGCUUGAUAAGUGAUACUGAUAAACUGUAGGAUGUCAGUGAAAGGUGUGACAAGUGUGUAAAAAUUUUCUAUAAGUCAGAGUAUGUAUUUUAUUUGCUGUCCGUGUUUAAAUGUGGAAAAACUGCUAUGCUGGUUUAAACAGCGACUGUUGUAAUGAACACGAGCCGUUUCAUUUCCAUUUGUAGAUUAUGAACAGCACCUUAUCUGUAAUGUGAGAACCUAACGUGGGUGUGCCAUCUUACCUUUGGAGCUAGUUUAAAAAUAAAUAAAUAAAUAAAAUUACUGUUCUGAAGUGUUUUUCAAUGAUAAGGUUAAUAUAUUAAUAACAAAUGAUGAUUGUAAUGUAACAUCAUGAGUAAUAUCCCUCUGGUUUAUUCUUAUUAAAUGCAGUUCUUUAAUAACCUGCUUUGUAGUUGCUUAAAAACAUGUUCUGCUUUGGGUGGGCACAGACCCAAUUUCCAGGUGAUAAAAUAAGAUCAGCUGCAUUGCAGAUUACACUUUGAGACAUUUUCCUAUUUGUAUUUUACUGGUA
This is a messenger RNA of Pangasianodon hypophthalmus (striped catfish), 1902 nucleotides long. RefSeq names its product olfactory receptor 52N5-like. NCBI's taxonomy places the organism in Eukaryota, Metazoa, Chordata, Actinopteri, Siluriformes, Pangasiidae. Gene Ontology annotation, biological process: G protein-coupled receptor signaling pathway. Bases 57 to 998 code for a protein of 313 amino acids. Gene Ontology annotation, molecular function: olfactory receptor activity; G protein-coupled receptor activity. The record is from RefSeq and is a predicted model, not a curated record. The transcript has a single exon. Gene Ontology annotation, cellular component: membrane.